Messenger RNA from Auxenochlorella protothecoides, 297 nucleotides. RefSeq lists its product as hypothetical. The record is from RefSeq and is a predicted model, not a curated record. Bases 1 to 297 code for a protein of 98 amino acids. The transcript has 2 exons. NCBI's taxonomy places the organism in Eukaryota, Viridiplantae, Chlorophyta, Trebouxiophyceae, Chlorellales, Chlorellaceae.
AUGCCGACAGGGGCCUCCUCGGUGCCCAGACUGUUUGAUGUCACAUUAGACUGCUUGGCCAAGAACAUAAGCACAGUUCCCAGUCUACGAGACGUUCCGGAGGACCUCGUGGUCUGCCUCUUCAAGAGAGUCAUUCAGCAGGGGAGGCUCACACCCCGCAUCCUGGAGGUGUUUGCUGCAUCGGGGCACCCCGGCAUACUGGACCUUGUCUCCGCCAUGCGCAUCCAGAGCUGGACCCCGCCCCUCCUGCUGGGCAACGGCGAGGCCUGGCUGGGCGAUAAGUCGCACCUCUGGUGA